Messenger RNA from Theobroma umbraticum, 2877 nucleotides. Its product is annotated as protein LATE ELONGATED HYPOCOTYL-like. NCBI's taxonomy places the organism in Eukaryota, Viridiplantae, Streptophyta, Magnoliopsida, Malvales, Malvaceae. Gene Ontology annotation, molecular function: DNA binding. The record is from RefSeq and is a predicted model, not a curated record.
CCUCUCCUCUGCUAUCUUCUUUGCUUUGCUUUGCUUCUUCUUCAGUUUUCUUCUAAUCUUUUCUGCUUACUAUAAAAAAAAACCGUUUUCCAUUUCUGUUCAUACCGAUCUCCUCAUUGCCGGAAACUAUGAGUUCUCCGACUGGUCUCUGGUGAACUCUUUUUUUCAUGCGUGAUCGUUGCUUUCAGAGUUCUCAUCCUCCAUGGCUACCUCUCAAGGUUUUGGCGCCUACGGGUUCGUUUUGUAGUAAAUAGUUAUCAUCGGGUUUUGUGGAGUUCAAAGACGGCUUUGCUAUUUGUAGUAUUGGAUGUCAAAAGAAAUGAAAGGAGGUUUGUGUUUUAUCCAUUGCUCGUUAGAGAGGAUUUGAAGCAGCGCUACGGCUGCCCAGGCCCUGUCAAUGGACACCUACUCCUCUGGAGAAGAACUCGUUAUUAAGACUAGGAAGCCUUAUACUAUUACAAAACAACGUGAAAGAUGGACCGAGGAGGAGCAUAAUAGGUUUCUAGAGGCCUUGAAGCUCUAUGGACGAGCUUGGCAACGCAUUGAAGAACACAUAGGAACAAAGACUGCUGUGCAGAUCAGGAGUCAUGCUCAAAAGUUCUUUUCAAAGUUGGAGAAGGAGGCACACGCAAAAGGCGUUCCAAUAGGUCAAGCUCUUGACAUAGAAAUUCCACCUCCACGCCCCAAAAGAAAACCAAGCAACCCUUAUCCUCGAAAGACGGGCGCUGCUACAACAGCACAGGUUGGAGCAAAGGAUGGAAAAUCUGAAACACCAUUAUGUUCUUUGCGUUGCAAACAAGUAUUGGACUUGGAGAAAGAACCACUUCCAGAGAGACCUAAUGGAGAUGAAAAGCCUAUAAGUCUGAAAGACAUUCAAGAUGAUAGUUGCUCUGAGGUUUUUACCCUUCUCCAUGAAGCAAACUGCUCUUCUGUGUCUUCCGUGAACAAGAAUUCUAUACCAACAUCAGCAGCACUCAGAAACUCUUGCACUUUUAGGGAGUUUGUACCUUCACUAAAAGAGACAAUUCAGGAUAAUGGUACAAGCAAGGCUUCAAACUUGGAUAAUUCUUGCACUUCACAUGAGAAAUCAGCUCAAGCCCAGAAAAAAGAUGAUGUGGAUGGUGGGUUACAUGCAGAUGAGAUGCAAGCCACUCAAAAUUAUCCUAGGCAUGUUGCUGUGCAUGUCUUAGAUGGAAGCCUGGGAACAUGUGCUCAAAAUCCUUCCCUGGAUAUGCCAUUUCAGGAUUCUGUAUUUCACCCUACGGGAGAUGUUCAUGGACAACCUAACCUGUUUGCAAAUCCAGCUGCAUCUGCUACUACUGAACAUCAGAAUAAUGCACCAAGAUCUACUCAUCAGGCAUUUCCGACUUUUCAUCCUCCCUUUACACAUGUUUGCCCCAAUCCAGAGGACUAUCGGUCAUUUCUACAUGUCUCCUCCACUUUUUCCAGUCUCAUUGCAUCUACUUUGUUACAGAAUCCAGCAGCUCAUGCUGCAGCAAGCUUUGCAGCUACAUUUUGGCCAUAUGCAAAUGUUGAAAAUUCUGCUGAUUCUCCUGCAUGCAGCCAAGGAGGUUUUCCAUCUAGACAAAUGAACCCUGCUCCAAGUAUGGCUGCUAUUGCUGCUGCAACUGUAGCAGCUGCCACUGCAUGGUGGGCUGCCCAUGGACUGCUUCCUUUAUGUGCGCCUCUGCACACUGGCUUUACCUGUGCUCUUGCAUCCACUGCUGCAGUUCCUCCAAUGGAUAAUGGGCAAGCUCCGGCUGCAAGGACAGAAAGAAAAGAUAAUAAUGAUCAAGAUCUAUCCAUGCAGGAUCAACAGCUGGACCCUGAAUGCUCUGAAGCUUUGCAAGGUCAACAUUCAACAUCUAAAUCACCUACUUCAUCAUCAUCAGACUCUGAAGCGUGUGGAGAUGCAAAAGUAAAUUCUGGAGUGACAGCCGAUGAUGAGAAAGCAGCAGCAUUAACUGAGCCUCAGGAUGCAAAUAAAACAAACAGAAAACAAGUUGAUCGGUCCUCGUGUGGUUCCAAUACACCUUCAAGUAGUGAGGUGGAGACCGAUGCGUUAGAAAAACAUGAGAAAGACAAGGAAGAUGCAAAAGGAGCUGGCAAUCAUCCACAAGUUGACUGCUGUAAUCGUCGUGGUAGAAGCAGUAGCAACCUGAGUGAUUCUUGGAAGGAAGUAUCUCAAGGGGGGCGACUGGCUUUUCAAGCCCUCUUCUCCCGGGAGGUACUGCCACAAAGCUUUUCUCCUCCACACGACGGUAAGAACAAGGGGCAGCAAAAGGACAAUGUAGAGGAUGACAAACAAAAUUCAGAUGAGAAAGACGGAGCUACAUCAGCUUUAGACCUUAACAGCCAGACAGUGGGAUCUUGUUCUGACCGUCAAGGGGUUGAGAAAAAUGGUUUGUCAAGAGGUGGGGACAUUGUGGAAGAGGGCCUGCGGACAAUUGGACUAGAAAAUGCAAAGCUUAAGGCCCGCCGAACAGGAUUUAAACCGUACAAAAGGUGUUCUGUGGAAGCCAAGGAAAACAGAGUGAUGAACGCCGGCAGUCAAGGUGAAGAGAAAGGUCCCAAGAGGAUACGCUUGGAGGGGGGAGCUUCAACUUGACUUACGCUAUUGCAUGCAAUUAACCAAGGAAAAAUCUGUUGUUGCGUGUAAUGUCUAAUUUUCCCCCCUUUAUCUUAUUUCCUUUCAUGUGUUAAUUUUAAGACUAGCAGCUCACGAGACUUUUCGUGUAGGUGUGUGUACUAUAUGUCUACAUUGACUUAUUUACUUUCCUGGACCAUGCACAACUGCAGUUAAAACUACUUUGAAAUAGACUUAGAUAAGAAGCAUUAAGUACUGAAUGGCUCUUGAUUUGGCCUCUUUUCUCCAAA